Messenger RNA from Necator americanus (New World hookworm), 768 nucleotides. RefSeq lists its product as uncharacterized. NCBI's taxonomy places the organism in Eukaryota, Metazoa, Nematoda, Chromadorea, Rhabditida, Ancylostomatidae. The coding region runs from base 1 to 768 and encodes 255 amino acids. The transcript has 2 exons. Gene Ontology annotation, molecular function: structural constituent of cuticle. The record is from RefSeq and is a predicted model, not a curated record.
AUGGUCUACAACUACAUUCACAAUGCCCGUGCCAGCGUCCACCUUGAGCUGAUGGAAUGCCGCCAGGAAGCGAACGACAUCUUCAAGGAUGUCACCGGCCUUCCCGACAUCCCACGUAAUCGAACGGCUCGUCAGGCAGACACUGAAAACUACUGCCAGGGUUGCUGUCUUCCAGGACCACAAGGACCACAAGGGCCACCCGGCAAGCCUGGCCGUCCCGGUAAGGACGGCGCCCCGGGAGCACCAGGAAACCCAGGAAGACCUCCACAGGAACCUUGUGAGCCUAUCACUCCACCUCCUUGUCCUGCUUGUCCGCCGGGUCCGGCCGGAAAACCUGGGCCACAAGGACCGCAGGGCAACCCCGGUUCCCAAGGACCAGUGGGCGAGAAGGGACCCGACGGAUCGAGAGGACCACCUGGAACAAAAGGAAUGCAGGGACCACCUGGACCUCCUGGCAGUCCCGGUCCUAUGGGCGAGCAAGGAGAGGCUGGGAAGAGCGACGAGCCAAAGCCUGGUGCAAACGGCGAACAAGGACCACCUGGUCCACCUGGACCACAGGGAGAAAUGGGUCCACCUGGAAAGGAUGGCGAACCUGGUAUGGACGGCGAGAAAGGAUCGGACGGCAUCCCCGGAAAGCCUGGAAACGACGGAGAAGAUGGACCUCCAGGACCUCCUGGAAUGGAUGGACGACCUGGAGAGCGCGGAAUCUGUCCGAAGUAUUGCGCACUGGACGGUGGUGUCUUCUUCGAGGAUGGAACAAGACGUUAA